CCGAACCCAUCAUUGUUUCUCCAAAACACCUUGUCUUCUCUUCUCGUGCUCUUUCCCUCUCUCUCUCUCUCUCGCUGGUUCCAUUCCCUUCGCUGGGUCAAGAAAAAACAGGGGAAGAAGAAAGUUCAAAGCUUGUCCGACAAUGAAGAAGUCGGGAUUGUUUGCAGUCUCGGCGGCUGCUGCUUCUGCUACUGCCAUCUCUUCUUCUUCUUCUUUGAACUUCUCGUGCACAUCCAAGCUUCAGUUUCCAAACCAGGAACACGUCUCGAGCACCGAACAAGCUGCUUCUUCGCAAAACUCGGGCUCGGCUGAUAAGUUCGCCCCGCGGUUCGACGGCCUGCGCUUCAUCGAAACGCUGGUUACGGCUCACAGAUGACUCCAUUAGUUCUCAUCCUUGGACUUUAAUCUGUAGAUAUUUACCCGAAUUCUUGCAGGGUGGCAACCUGGGACUGCAGCUUUUAAUUGCGUUUCUCAUUUCGAAAGAGAAGUAAAGUUGUGGUUCUUAGUUUUAGCCUGUUAGGAGUAGGAAGUUAUUUCUUGUAAGGACAACUUCUUAAUGGUAUGAUUCCAACUGUUAUUCCGACCCUGUUAAA
Messenger RNA from Eucalyptus grandis, 593 nucleotides. RefSeq lists its product as uncharacterized. The transcript is spliced from 2 exons. The record is from RefSeq and is a predicted model, not a curated record. The coding region runs from base 143 to 376 and encodes 77 amino acids. NCBI's taxonomy places the organism in Eukaryota, Viridiplantae, Streptophyta, Magnoliopsida, Myrtales, Myrtaceae.